Hyposmocoma kahamanoa is the source of this 1279-nucleotide messenger RNA. RefSeq names its product retinol-binding protein pinta-like. Gene Ontology annotation, molecular function: phosphatidylinositol bisphosphate binding. The record is from RefSeq and is a predicted model, not a curated record. The coding region runs from base 1 to 924 and encodes 307 amino acids. NCBI's taxonomy places the organism in Eukaryota, Metazoa, Arthropoda, Insecta, Lepidoptera, Cosmopterigidae. The transcript is spliced from 5 exons. Gene Ontology annotation, cellular component: membrane.
AUGACGUUACUUCAGGGACCUUCAGCGAAGCAGGCGGAGAUGAUCAAGCAGGAGUUGGGGGAAGGGCCUGAUGACCUAGAAAGAGGGGUUAGGGACCUGAAGAGCAUGUGCGCUGCCUCGCCUCAUCUACCCCCUCCGGAGAGAUUAGAUAAUCACUUUUUGGAGCUAUUCGUGCGAGGAUGCCGAAUGGACAUGAAGCGUGCGCGCACAAAGUUCGAGUCCUUCUGCAUGUCCCGUUCGCGCUACCAAGAUAUCUACCAGUAUCGUUCACUUACGGAGCCACCACUUAAUAACGUCUGCAAGUUCUUGGAUAUAGUGCCAAUGCCAAAGCUUACAGACGAGGGAUAUCGUGUGACACUGUUCCGCAUCAGACAAGGCUACCCGGAGAGCGCAGCUGACAUCCUGGACACUGUACGCGCCGUUAUGUUAGUCAGCGAUGCGCGCAUGUGCGAUGAGAAGCUCAUUGCGGGAGAUGUUUUUAUUUGGGAGAUAUCAGGAGCUCGAGGAUCAUUGGUAACAAAGUUAGCUGGUGCGUUUGGUGCCAUCCGCCGUGGUAUCUACCUCGCCCAGGCUGCCUACCCUCAGAGGCUAAAGCGCGUGCAUGUCGUAGGGGCCCCACCAUUCCUCAUCUCACCUCUGCAGCUCAUGCGAUCUUGUGUCAACGAGAAAGUUCGUAGACGGUACUACGUACAUCCGAAAGUAGAUGAACUUUUAGACCACAUCCCGGCGCGUGUACUGCCAGCAGAAUGGGGCGGCGAAGAAGAAUCUAUCGACGUCCUAGCCAAGAAAUGGAGACGGCGCGUCGAUGAGCAUAGAGAGUACCUCCGCGAUCUAAACGAAAUCUGUACCACAACCUCCAGCAAAAUACCAGACUGUGACAUGUAUGGAACGAUCGGCGCUUUCAGAAAACUCGAUAUCGAUUAAUCACAUCACUAGACUUAGCUGCGACCAAUCAACGAAGACCUCACCUUUCAACUGGAUUCUUUGUUUGGUUGGGAGUAUGUUUACCUGGUUGACUGACGUGACGUUUAAGGAUGAAAACUACAACACCAAAGAAUAAGGACCUAGGUCCCCGAAUGGUGAUGAUUUAAGAAUUCCUUAAUUGUUAGAACUUUUUGUAGGUAGGUAUUUGUUAGUUUUCUAAUGUAGAGAUAUAUUUAAGUGCUUAUUGUGAUACUUUAUUGAGUAUAAUAUAAUAUGUAGUGUGUAACGUGCUACGUGACAUAUGUAUAAUGUUUUUUUUUAAGUGAAACACUCGUGAGAAAUUAUUUAGCAAAAU